Molecule: messenger RNA, 801 nt
Organism: Lactuca saligna
Lineage: Eukaryota; Viridiplantae; Streptophyta; Magnoliopsida; Asterales; Asteraceae
Source: the annotation of a GenBank genome assembly
GAAGUACAAGCAUGCAUUUAUGGCACCAGCCAACUACUUCCACAUUCUCUCCCUCUUCCCUUCCCCAUGGCCUCAUCAUCUCAAUUCUCAAUGUCAAUCUCUUGGCGUAAACCCUAAAACUUGAGACACAUCUAUUCAUGGCGGAUGAUGCAGCUUUGCGAAGAUCUCUGAUAUGCUUAGCUGCAAUCAUGGCGGUGAUAGGACUGUACACGCAUUCCUUGAAGAAGGUGAUGGCGACGUAUCUGUUCGGAAUGUUAGCGAUCGGAGGCGUCGUUCUUCCUGAUUGGGAGUUUUUCGAUCGUCCUGUUUCUCAAUGGAGUUCUCCGUUGUCUGUUCCUCAGUUGCCUCCUCUUCAUCCCCCUCACUCGCCUCCAACUCCUUCCAGGUUUAGGUUCUACCCUAUAAGAACAAUGAUUUACGCAAUGGUUUAUGGGUAUGGUUUCUAUAAAUGGUGGAUGUACAUAUCAUCAACCUAAGUUAUGUAUAGUUGACUGAAAGUUUGAAACUACCUACCACAUAUAUAUAUAUUCCUAAUUUAAAACUUGUCUAAUAAAAUUUGGAUAAUACAUUUAUUAAAUUGAUAUUGUUCUAUGUUUUUAUUGGGUUUGAUGCUUGUCAAAAGGCUUUUGAAUGAAAUUGUUGUCUGAAUUUUAUUUUGUGUCACGCUUGAGUAUGUAUAAUCAUUUUUAAUUAUCGUAUGUUUGUAUUCAUUCAAGUUGCUACAUCUUAUCAAUAGAAGCAAUUGAAUGUUGGAAAUUUGAAGGAACUCUACUGAACGGUUAAGGAAUUCCAUCUUCUGUG